Molecule: messenger RNA, 1049 nt
Organism: Durusdinium trenchii
Lineage: Eukaryota; Dinophyceae; Suessiales; Symbiodiniaceae
Source: the annotation of a GenBank genome assembly
UUGGCUCACAGCACAAGCCCAAGAUGGCAACGUUGCUCCUUAUAUUUCCAUAAGCGUAUGAAAAUGACGCCCUUCAUGUGCAGUCCUUUGCUCCAGAAUAGCCCCAUCUGGUUGUGCAUCGUGCUGCCGCUUUUGCUGCGGCCCUUUCGAUCGCAUGAAGAGGCGGCUGUUUGACGCGGUUACGCUCUGCAGGAAGGGAAUGCAAUUAUGAAGGCAAUAAACCUUUAUGCAUCAGCUUGCAAACGAGGGUGCCAUGAGGCAUACUAUUUCAUGCAUGGAGUAGUGAGGCAGGUUUUGGAGACGCUAGAUAGCGGAGUUGUGGUUUGCGAGCCUGAAGGUUUUGCGCUGGAUGAGGCCCAGAGCAAUGCUUGCUUCGAGGAGAGACGAGACGUACCUUUGGUGGAGGAGGAGGCAAGGCAAGAAAGCCCGGGCUCGGAUCCUGGUCUUGCUGAGCGGAAUGUUGAAAUCCCAAAGUACAACCAAAUUGUGAUGGAAGAAGAUGCCUGGAAAGAUUGCAAGUUCUCCAAAACUACAUGGCAGGCGGCGCAUAGUCAUAGAAGCACGUGUGUUUGUUGACGUUGGUAUUUACAUGUAUUUACAGCGCUGUGUUCCUUCUUAAGUGCUUUUGGGCUAACAAACAAUUCCGAAUUCACUUCCGCUGCAAUUUGCGUAUUAUGUAAGCCGCGCGAACCCGAACCCGAAUCUGAACUGAACCGUUCCCGUUCCCGUUCAGUUCACAGCAGCUCGAAGGCCGCAUCAGGGUAACACGAACCCAAACCGAACCCGAACCCACACCGAACAGGGUACCCGGGCAGUGUACUUCUAUACCUAGAAAUAUACCGGACCAAACUUUUUGGCGCAUGCGGCCUCGCCGCGCUCUGAGCACAACGUAGGCACCAGCUGCUCAACCAGUCCGACAACGCUCGGACAGCAAUGUGCAAGUUCCCUGCACAUGGCGCAUGCCCGUGUCCUGACCUCUUGUUGAUCGUGAAUUUUCCCCGACUUACAGAUAUAUAGUAACAAGUGCCACGCUAGUAGUAACAGGUGCC